GUACAAUUCUCCUUUUCAAUCUUUCAACCAGCUUUAUUGGAAGCAGCUCAUUUAUUUAGGAUAUAGCAUACGCAAUUGGUCUUGAAGUACGUUCCACAGGGACACCAGCACCACUCUGAAUAAAGGUCACCUCACGAUGGCGAUGGGAGUGGGAACGAGGGUGGUUCGAGGUCCUGACUGGAAAUGGUCGGACCAGGAUGAUGGCGAAGGACACCUCGGCACCGUGGUUACCAUAGGAAAGGGGGUCUCGAACCCAGCACAUCAGAAGAUCGUGGUGGUCUGCUGGGACAUGGGCAAGUCUGCUGACUACCGGGCUGGCUUUGAUGAGAACUACGAUCUGCUCAUCUAUGACAAUGCUGCCGCAGGUGUGAAGCAUAAUGGUGUAACGUGUGAUGAAUGCAAGGAGAAUGAUAUUGCCGGAAUGAGAUGGAAGUGCAGUUCUUGCUAUGACUAUGACCUUUGUAACAAGUGCUACAUGACAUCCAAGCACGACCUGAAGCACUCUUUUCUCCGAAUCAUCAUCCCCAAGUCUGCAGGAAAGCUGAUGUCACCUAGAGCAGCUUGUCGGAAGACUGAAGCGAAGGGAUCGUUUCCUGGAGCAAAGGUUUGCAGAGGAAGAGACUGGCAAUGGCAGCAGCAGGACGGUGGGUCAGGUCAUAAUGGCGUGGUAAUUCGAGAGGCCAAUUGGGCCAACAUCCAGCGCAGUGCCAUAGCAGUUCGUUGGGAAGCUGGGGGCGCCUAUGAAUACCGCGUGGGGCAUGAUGGGAAAGUCGACAUCAAGUGCCUUAAGGCAACAUCCGGGUACGCUUACUACAAGGACCAUCUGCCAAAAUUUGGUGAAUUUAACGCAUUAGAAAUUGGUGACCGAGUGGUUGUGAAGUUGGAUAAGGAUGUUCUUAAGCCGCUGCAAGAAAACCAUGGAGGCUGGGUGUCGGGAAUGGAAAAGUUCAUAGGAAAAGUAGGCCGGUUGGCGAGUCUCACGGCAAACAGUGACGUCAGGAUCAAGUACCCGAAUGGACAGACGUUGAUCUUUAACGCUGUUGCAGUCACUAAGCUGCCAUCGUUCAACACCGGAGACAAAGUGCGCGUAAUGUCUGACCAGGCUGCCGUGAAGGAGCUGCAGAAAGAACAUGGAGGAUGGAACAGUAAGAUGUCAAAGGCUCUUGGUGAGGAAGGGCGUGUUCUUAACAUCGAUGCAGAUGGUGAUGUCAAGGUCAAUGUGGGUGGAGCAUUCUGGACCUUUAACCCGGAAGCACUAAGCAUGGUAGAACAGGGGACAGGGGCAGAGGGGAUCUUUGAGCAAGACAUCAGAGCAGGUGUUAUGGCGCAUUUGCUGAAGCAGCUGCUCGAUCCGCUUGGGCUCGUUGACUCAGAUGAAAUUCGACAGAUGAUGACUGCCGCAGCAACCGAGGCAGCAACUAAGGAUGGAGAAGUAACUGCUCAGAGUGCCAAGGAGUUCAUCAAGGCCGUUAUGGAGGGUGAUGUGAAACGGGUUGCUGAAGCCCUCAAGAAAAACAAAGGAUUUGUAAAUGUGGUUGUCCAGGAUAACACACCUCUUCAUCUAGCUGCUUAUCAAGACCACUUUCAGGUAGUUGAGUUACUAAUCAAGAAUGGAGCCAAACUCGAUGUCAAAGAUGACGACGGUGACACUGCCCUAGCAAAUGCUGUCCAUCAAGAUAAUGCACGAAUUGUGAAGUACCUGUUAGACCACGGAGCUGACCCCAACACUACGAAUGUCAAGGGAGGAAGAAGUCCUCUUCAUAUCGGGGCGUCGAAGAACCAUACUCAGUGUGUGAGACUGAUCCUUGGAAAAGGUGGAAAUCCAAAUGUAAAAGACAAUGUUGGAGACACCCCUUUGCAUGACGCCAUCCGAAAAACUCAGAAAGAGAUUACUGAGCUCCUGAUAAAUGCAAGAAACAUCGACUUGGAGUUGAAUAAUAAAAGAGGAUUCAAUCCGCUACAUCACGCUGCCUUGUCAGACAAUCCACAUGCUACUCGUCUUUUGAUCAAGAAACAACGAUCUCUGGUUGACAUCCGGAAGGAUGACGGCUACGCGGCUCUUCACCUCGCAGUUCAUAAUGGCAAUCAGAAUAUUGCAGAAAUACUUAUCACAGAGGGGCAUUGUGCUAUUGAUCUUUACAACGAGCAGCAUCAAACGCCGCUGUUGCUUGCAAUCGCCAAAGGUCGUACUGCCAUCAUCGAAGACCUGAUCAAGCACGGUGCUGAUAUCAACUCAUCGGAUGGUGAUGGGGACAGUUGCCUUCAUAUCGCAGUGAUGAAGUACCGACAGGGGCAGGAUAUUCCUGAUACUGAUAAUCUGAGAACGUUCCGAAAGAAGUAUCGUGACAAUGGAAUUACCAAGCCUCUUACUGCUCUAAUGUGUUAUCUUGUACAAGAGGGUGCAAGCAUCAGUCAGACUAAUCUCAAGAAACACACACCACUCAACUAUCUGAAAGAGGCUGCGAUUCAUAAAGUUCUGGAGCACAUCGCUCGCAAGCUGGAAAGAGAGGAGCUUGGUGACAGCAGCUUAGUUCACGUAGAAGCUAAUGACGGUGGUCGAGAGAGGAAGCCAUCUACUUCUAGUGGCGGGAGUAGUGUAGACCAACGGGAUAACAAUGAUCCUUCGGCAUCACCAAGAAGUUCACUUUCAGAUGAUUCUUUCUGUGGAGUCCACAUCAUAAAGGAUCCUAAGAACGAGGUGAAGUUGAAAGAAAUUAUUGGGAAAGGUGGCUUUGGUGAGGUUUGGAAGGGCCAAUGGAGAGGUACACCUGUUGCCGUCAAGCUCCUUAACAGGGAGGGUAGUCAAGAUUCUGAAGUUGAGCAGGAGGUUGCAAUCCAUAAGCGUGCCCUCCAUCCAAACAUUGUUCAGCUGAUGGCGGUUGGCCAUCAACGUACACCAGGAUGUGCUAUGAUCGUCAUGCAGCUAAUCGACGGGAGUAAUCUCGGUACAGUCAUCUUUCAGGAUGGCAAUCCUUAUGAAUUCACGCUGAAGGUACGCUUAUCUAGGGAUCUUCUGUCAGCUGUCACCUUUCUCCACCACUGUAAGAUACUCCAUCUCGACAUCAAACCACAGAAUGUUAUUAUUGAAUCAAAGACGAAGAAGCCAUAUUUGUGUGACCUUGGUCUUGCGCACAUCAAGACGAGGUCAACCAUGUCACGUGCCACCCUCGUUACUGCCAGGGGUACAUUCACGUACAUGCCUCCUGAAUGCGGCACAUCUGAGGAUGGUAACAUGUCCGCCACAUCAGCAUCCGAUGUCUGGUCGUUAGCCUGUACAUUACUCGAGUUCUUCUCGGGACAAUCCGUCUGGCCCAAGACUAUCAAUCCAAUGGCUCUACUCUGUAGGUUCAUGGGCGAUGAUGUCAUGCCAGCUAAUGUGGAGAAACUCCAACCAAACAUCAAGAAGAUUCUGAAGCCAUGCUUUCAUAAAGUCCCAUCCAAACGUCCGUCAGCGGAAUCGAUGAUGCAGCAGUUCAGUGGGCUGAUCUAAAAGAACUUUUACCCUUAAGGCUCAUUCAGAUAUGGCGCUGUAAACCACCGCAAAAGCAUAUAAUAGUUUUUUCUUGUAAAUGAAUGGCAACAGCGCAAAACAAUUUUCUUACUUUAUUUACUGAGCUCUGUGUUAUAAGAUACCGAAAUGUGAAGCAUAUUAUUGCGCUCUAUGUCUCCAUGAAGAUAAAACAAGCGGUUUUUUGCGGUGUCAUAUCUGAGCGAGGCUGUAUUAGAGCUUGGUUAUUAUUUUGUCUGUAUAAUACUAUAUGCAGAAUGCAUACUUGAUCACUGAAGUGUGAUCAUUAUUGUUAAUGAUACUCCACAAAUGAGUAGUUUGGCAUCAUCUUUGAUUCAUUUCGUAGUUAAAUUGCAUCUCAUGACACAAGUUGUUACGUUUUAGAUAUAUAUAUUUUUUUACUGUAACAAGAAUUAUAUCAGACACACACUUGAAAGUACUCCAUUCUACCAGAGUUGAUACUAGUCGAUGAAGGACUACAUACCCAAAUCUUCUGAGGAUACUGUUUUCGUCGUAAGUGGAUUUAUUAAUCAAGUACCCCCAGUUAAUAUCAGGCCAAGGUGCAACUAGUAUUUUUUACAACUUUUAAUCACGGUCUGUGAAAUAAAUGGGAAAAAAUGCAAUUUAAUGCAAUUUAAUAAAGGUGACAGGCAGUCGGGCAUGUGCCCCGAGUUGUACUAAUGAUACUCCACAAAUGAGUAGUUUGGCAUCAUGUUUGAUUCCUUUUUUUUUUACUUAAAUUGCAUCUCAUGACACUAUAGAAUUUUGACACGAGCUGUUAAAUGUCAGAUAUAUAUUUUUAUCAUAAAAAAAGAAUUAUAUCAGACACGCACUUGAUAGUAGUCCCUUCUUUCAGAGUUGUGAGCAUUGACCAUUAGAACUUCAUUUGAGUCUACCGGGUAGUCAACAAAGUUGUAUCUAACCAAUCAAGUCUUCUGUGGAGAAUGUUUCUGCAUACGUGAAAAAUUAAUUAAGUACCACCAGUAAAGAUCGCUCCAGUGUGUUACUAGUAUUUCACGCUUUUCACCACGGGUUUUGAAAUAGAUACGAAAUAAAAUUAAACAAAGGUAACGGACAGAUGAGCGGGUGCCUCCUAUUUCACAAUUCGUAAUGGACGAUGUGCCGUGAGAUUACUAUUAUUGACAGAGUGGUGCGAUAGCUUUGCCUUCAGCAGUCGAAGUUUCUUCAUGUUAUAUACUCUAGAAUAUUAAGUAUUUUGAUACUCAGUGAACUUUUGAGACGAAUUCAGUGCGUUUCAUUCCUUCCUUUACAUGACCAAAAUUUGUGUAUAAAAUAUCGCCACCUUUCAAAGAUUUAAUGCAAAGCAUUAUCUGUCAGUCAUCAUAAUGAGCAGCAUUAUCCAUUUUUUCUAUUAAUAGAUCUAAGUUAUUGAAUUGUAUUGGCGUUAGGAUUGUAUGAUAUCGUGUCUGAAAGUCUGAGCUCUUGUGAUCAGUCCGAUUUUAAUCUAAAUUUUCAGUUCACCCCUUUGUUUAUAACAUGGCGUUUCCAUUUUAAUAUUGAUAUUAUAAAGUGCUUUUUAUAUUACUCGGAGCCUGCUAUCAACCUUUUCUUGUACUGGUAAUAAUCUUCGGAUGGAAUGUCGCUCCUAUGUCGGUUAAAAUUACCUAUGCUUGAUGUAAAACUUACUUUACCCUAUUAUAAAAUAGUAUAAUCCAUUCAGAUGAAAAAUGAAUUAUAUCAUAAUGAUGUUAUAUAUGUAAUCAAACUACAUGGUUUACUUCCUCGAUUCGGUUUCAUCUUAUAUUAAUUCAAAUUGUGUCAUAAAAUUACAUACUGCAAAUAAUUGUGUAUAUACUUUUCCAUUUGCUAAGAGGCUGUAAGAUAUGUUCUAUAAAUACAGUUUGUUAUAUAAAUUUUAUGACAAUAUCUCUGUAGCGUAUAACUAACCAAUCAGACUGACAGCACAUCGAUAAAGAGCUACAAUUUCAAGCUUGUAGUGAUACCGUUAACAAAAGGCGGUUCAACCUGAAAUUUAAUCAGAAUUAAACAAUUAUCAUAAAUAAUAUGUCAAUUUUAAACUGUGUUUACAAACAAUCUUGCAUCAAAUUAGUUGUAUGAUUAUUGAAUUUUCACUAAAAUUAUAUAGUACACUUGUCCCAAAAGGAAAUAUCAAUGCCCCUAAAGAUUAUACUCUAUUUCCUUAGCAUCAUAAUAAAUGCAUAAUAAAUUUACGAUACCC
Strongylocentrotus purpuratus (purple sea urchin) is the source of this 5708-nucleotide messenger RNA. Its product is annotated as E3 ubiquitin-protein ligase MIB2. Gene Ontology annotation, cellular component: cytoplasm. Gene Ontology annotation, molecular function: protein binding; protein kinase activity; ATP binding. The transcript is spliced from 21 exons. Gene Ontology annotation, biological process: protein phosphorylation; protein ubiquitination. The record is from RefSeq and is a predicted model, not a curated record. Bases 137 to 3490 code for a protein of 1117 amino acids. NCBI's taxonomy places the organism in Eukaryota, Metazoa, Echinodermata, Echinoidea, Camarodonta, Strongylocentrotidae.